Tripterygium wilfordii is the source of this 1788-nucleotide messenger RNA. RefSeq lists its product as uncharacterized. Gene Ontology annotation, biological process: snRNA transcription by RNA polymerase II; snRNA transcription by RNA polymerase III. The record is from RefSeq and is a predicted model, not a curated record. Gene Ontology annotation, cellular component: snRNA-activating protein complex. Lineage: Eukaryota; Viridiplantae; Streptophyta; Magnoliopsida; Celastrales; Celastraceae. The transcript has 10 exons. Bases 705 to 1373 code for a protein of 222 amino acids. Gene Ontology annotation, molecular function: sequence-specific DNA binding.
UCCUUAUCUGCCGUAGCUUUAACGUUGAUUAGAUGCCUGAGGUUGCAGAGUUGAUUAUUCGGACCUUUCAAUUCACAGAUGUGGAUCUCGGACCUAUGAAUGGGGAUAUUCCCGAAACUCACAAAGAAAAAAGGAAGUGAGAAUAAGUAAUUCAAAUAGGAGGGCUGCUCUGCUAUAAAAAAAUAUACUCAAACGCAUCAUUCUAAUUGUUCUCCUCAAAUGAAAAUUCCAAUUUAGGGUUUUUCGAUUCUGCAUAGCCUCCUCUCCCUCCGCUGCCUCCGUGCAUCGAAGUGCUAUCUUCAGAGCUAUUAUUCCUAUCACUCUUUUUUUCUUUCUUUGCUUUUCUCAAUAUGAAUGUUUUGAUAGAUAAUCUGUAACGAAUGAUCGCUUAGUUUUAUGUAAAUUAGGUUUCCUCCUCAGAGAAAUACACCGGGGGAGCCUGUGUACUUGGGCGAAGUCACUUUACUCAAGGGUAGAUUAAGCACGAAAGAGGUUUUUGGGUUACCUAACUCUAAUUUAGUACCUGACGUAUAUGAAGGUGAAUUCAAAUUUUUGCCAUGUUUUAAAGGGAUUGACAUUGUGGGAAGGUUCAUUAGAUCUGGUGAAAGUUCUGCAUAAAGAGGUUGAACUUGGACGCCUAUCAUUUUCUGGAAAGCGAGUAUUAGAGAUACACAUUCAUAUUUUUGGGCCAACCAAGAAGAUUGAUGACAAUGGACCUCUCUUCGUUUGAGCAUGACAUUGAUGAACUUAUUGAGGAGUUUGUUAUGGAAGGAUCAACAACUUUUGCUGCUAUGAAGAGGGUUUGGCUCUCCAAGAAGUUCUCCUACAUUUACGAGGCUAGACCUUCAACCAAUUUUCUUCUUUAUGCAGUCAUUAUAUACACAUACGGUUGGAGAGCUGAAGUGGCUCAAAGAGCUUGUUGUGGAGGCAAGAGAAAAAGAUAUAAAAGUAGUGCAUGUUUUGAUCAAAACUUACAGAGGUGCAGAAUGCUCGUAUUCACGUUGCAUAUGAGAAUUGGCAGGUUACUUAAUAACACUAAGAUUGAGGACUUUCUUAACAUGGACUUGGGUACAGAAGUUGAUCUGGCCGUAUUAAAGAAAAUGUCAACAGAAUAUACAGAUGCCAAGAAACUAGCUAUCAAAGAGGCCAAUGAGGUGGUGGAUGUCCAAAACAUGCAACAUAUAUCAGACGAUGAGGAACUGAUUGGAGUUGUAGUAGAGAAUAUCUCUGAGAACUGGAAUGCAUCUAGACAUUUGUUUUACGAACAAACGGGGCAGAUGGCUCUGGAGGUACGACGACAGCCAGUGCCACAUGAAGAUCAAGAAUAUGGUGGCUUUGAUGUUGAACUGGAACUACUGCUAUCUCAAACUUAACUGCAAGGAAAUAUGAGAAUGUCGCAAUUUGGUUAGCAAAACCAUGAAUCUAGCAAAGUAAAUAUCCAUGAUAUGUUACAGCCACGUGGAAGGAUUUGAAUUUUCAGUUCAAGGGCCAUUACUGUCGAGCAAAGUCAUCGUUCUGGAGGUGUAGAAGUUGAUGCGUUUUGCUGAUCCAACACUAUCACUGUUUUCCUGCUCAAUACAGUAAGACCUCUUCCAGAUUCGCUCAAAUCAUAAACAUAGACCUACUACUCUGAUAGGCAUUUCUAGUGAAUGUAUUAUUAUCUCACAAUCUUUCCCAUUGAUAGAUGUGAUUGUGAAGCUUACAAAGGUAUUUAUCUUGAAAGGGAAUGUAAAGUAUGCAGAAAAUGUCAUUGCGAACAGUUUAAUAUAUUAACAUCCAUUUUUGCCA